Molecule: messenger RNA, 1147 nt
Organism: Cuscuta campestris
Lineage: Eukaryota; Viridiplantae; Streptophyta; Magnoliopsida; Solanales; Convolvulaceae
Source: the annotation of a GenBank genome assembly
AGGAAGGAUGCCAAGGUGCAAGAACGCUUCCUCGGGUCAAGAAACCGCCGCAGAGAAGAAUGAGAGGCCAUGGCGUCGUGAAGGGAGCAAGUAUAUUCACAUUCAAACGGGUCUCGCCUUCAACACUGGAGCUUCCGUCGAGAGGUUCCACAACAUCUUCCUCACGAAGGAGAUCGUCUCUCCCAAGAUCGUGAACAAGGACCUCUUCAAAUCGGCGAUCUAUGCUCCGAGUAAGUCUAUGUUUCUUCAGCAAGGUUUGCUUCGUUUCAUUCAUUUGACGUAUGAAUUUUUCUGUCCAAAUCUUAUACGUCAAUUUUAUGCAAAUCUUCGUCCCACUAAGGGAGGUUCGCCAUCUCUCAUUUCCUAUGUUGACGGCAAAACCGUUUUCAUUGACGGUGCCGGUUUGACUUCCUUGUUUGGCCUUCGUCGCGGUGAAAUUACCGAAAACUUGGAUGAAACAUUCCAAGAUGAGGCAAUUUGGCGACAACUCGGGUUAGAUCAUCGUGACCUCAAGUUUAGAAACUCUAGCAACCCGAGUGUCAUUAAUCUCACUUUAAUUCAACGCGUCCAACAAUACAUCUUCUCAUAUGUUUUGUUGCCCUGUGAUUCGAACCAUGGCGUUGUCAACAAGGACGAUAUUCGUUUGUUUCACGUCCUGUUGAACGAUGUCAAAUUUGAUUGGGUUCACUUCUUUAUCGUUGCACUUAGCGAUGGCACUCGUUUCUCCCAUCUCCAUUUUGCCAUCCCCAUUAUGCAUAUCCUUGCUCAUUGCAAAAUAGACUUUACUCGGGACACUCAGGUGCCGGUCAAGAAGACGUGUUUCAUCACUGAAGCCAAGUUUUCCCGGAUCGUGUAUCGAGAGGAGGGCGAUGGUGCACCAAAUUUGGACCUGAUAAUCACCGAAGAAGAAGAAGAAAGCCAAAACGAGAAUCAAGCUGAGUCAUCUCUAGCCGGAGGAAGUCGAGCCACGGAGCGCGUCACUCGUCAACGGAGGACUCGUCCGAGAGAAGAAGCACCGGAACCUUCUUGGGUGAAGAAGAUCUUCGAUACUCUCACGUGCAUCCGAGAUGACGUUUGCCAGCUCAACGAGAGGAUGACUCGUCUUGAGCAAUCUCGCUCCUACCGUGGCCCGCGUCACAGCUUUGGC